Molecule: messenger RNA, 1400 nt
Organism: Phytophthora nicotianae INRA-310
Lineage: Eukaryota; Oomycota; Peronosporomycetes; Peronosporales; Peronosporaceae
Exons: 1
Coding region: 1-1278 (425 amino acids)
Source: RefSeq, a predicted model, not a curated record
AUGAUCACCGCUAUUAAUAACGGUGGAGCUGCCGUAGCUCCCGUGGGUCGUCAGGAUACGACAGGAGCAGUGGAUCUAAGGCUUCGCGACUGGGCCGACUCGACUCUGCAAGAAUGGACCAAGCAAGUCGAAGCUGACUGGAGAAGACAGCAGCACCGCGAAGGCAUGGCACGUCUGCGAACCCACAGGAGAAGCCAGCUUAAGUCCAUGCAAAACGAACGAGCACAACUUGAGCUCCAAUACAAUCAGUACCUUGCACAGUCGAAACGCGCGGCUACAAAACGCAACGAAAGCGAACUGAGUCAAGCAAUGAAUCGCCUCGUCCUUGAAAGUGACGCUCUUCGCACCGAAAACGUCGACCUCUGGAAAAGGCUCCAGCAACAUAAGCGCCUUUGUUCACUUACCGAACAAGGUCUGAACGAUUUUCGCACUGAAAAUAACGAUGCAAGCAAUGAAAACGUGUACGAAGCCAGUCAAAAGUCUCAGUGGACAACCCGUUCCCAUGAUUUGGGUUGGCGUGUGCAUUUCCGACACAGCGAGUCCUCUUUCUUCUUUCAUCCCUUCGCACGAGAGCAGUUCGAAGAUGUUAUUACGCAAACGAAGGAUAGUUUGGACAAUAAUCUACCGCAUAUUAAGCGGGUGGGGACGCUGUUCGGCUGGAGUAUGCAUUACGCUCCUCCUACUCAAAGGGAGGACCAGUCUGUCCUCACUCAAGCUAGAUUUACUACUCGAUUCGCCUGUUCGUUGGAUGAUAUGAACAACACGAUACGAACGUCGAAAGUGGCAGCACUACCUUUGAUUGUGACACCUCCCGAUUGGGAUCGCUCUCAACGCAAUAAAGCGAGUACGCAAGUUCUCCAGGAGAUCGAAAAAGAUGCGUACGUGAUGGCGUGUAACAUUCCUGGCCCAGUUCAUUUGCGCUAUCUCUAUUUUCUACGUCGAUUGUCUCGUACUAUGGCUAAUGGAAUGCGCAAGGUUUUCUUCGUCCAAGUGGUCGCUAGCAGUAAGGAAAAUGAGCGAAGCCGAGCCGCGGAAGAACCGCAAGAUGAAGUCGAAUGGGUACAAGGAGGAGGCACGUUCGUAACCCUGACGGAGGUGGAUGAAGGGACCGUAGAUCUUAGCUACGACCACUGGGCGAGUUGCCAAGAUGAUCGCCAUGCGCAGAAUCUCUUUUUUCAGUGGGCCCAAUUCCUUUCCCGAUGGUCACAGCAAGUCAUGCUGUCUCGGCUUCUUGAGCCUGGAGAGGAGGAAUCCGGGCGUAGUGGGACAACGUUUUAGAGAGAAGUAGAGAGGUACGUUACCAUAUUGGUUUAGCUGUGUCUAUACGGAGUAUUGAGAAGGAUUAUAACAACUAUACGCCCAUUCCUCUUUCUUUGAAAUUGAUAUAGUCUUGACCACCA